GCAAAUCCACUUAUGUGCUUAUGUCCCCGGUCUAAAAAUAGUAGAAAAUGACGGAAAACACAGAAUCAACACGUCAUUAGUUGUGAGCGCGUGGGAAAUUGUUCUUCGGUCUCUGCAGAGACAAUUCAUUUGUCAUGAGGAAAUGAUGAAGACGAUGAUGGGUUACAAGCUGCCAUGACGGACAGAGGCCCGGCAUUGACGGAGAGUUGGGUGAGAUGGCAGCAGCGGACGCAUAAGAGGAAGGAUUAGCGUAACAAGGCGGAUGUUGGAAGGAAAUUAAAGGGAAUUUCCUCACUUAGCGGAUGAAAUAAGGAUGGGGACUUUUGUGACCCUGGCAGAGGUGCUAGAGGCCCGGGGAUCACCGCUAGAUGAGGAUGAGGUCUGGUGUCUGCUGCUCGUCACCACUGAGGCCUUACUGGGUGUUUCCAAGAAAGGAGGCGGCACCGUAUGCAGUGUGCUCAGCCCAGGCUCGGUGCUACUGUCCUCUCAUGGGAGUCUUGCCUUUAAGAGCUGUGGACGAUAUGAUGAUGUGGCCUCCUUUGUGGCUCCUGAAGUCCUUCAGGGGCAUAAUGCAUCUGCAAGAAAUACAGCGGAAAAGACACUAGUGUACUCACUGGGCAUGACUUUUUAUUGGUGCGUGGAUUAUCAGCUACCUCAAAACCAGCCGGUCCAGCUUAGUGCGGAGCUGGAGGGUUUACUCCUGAGCAUGUGCGAGGACACAGUGGCGAGACGGACGGACCUGCUGACGGUCCUAGAGACCUGCGAGCUUCACCACAAAACCUUCAUGCUGCCUCCAGCCGAGAGGCUUGUCAGGCAGCUGGUGGAGGACAUUUACAGAAACACGGGUGAACCUAAUCUUAUGGCAGAAAACGGAUCCCUGCUGACUGAUCGCAGUCAAAUUGUCAGAGACAAGCUUCACAGGCGGUCUUUUUGUAAUUCAACAUGGGUGAUGAAAACCAAGAUCUCCAGAACUUUCUCAGGAGCAUCCUAUCCACCUGAGCCCACAAGGCGUCGGCACACGGAGACGAACGGGAGCUGGCAGCAGUUGAAUCGGACUGCCUGUAGCCCAUACAUGGACGGCGGUCGACAUGCUAACUCCAGAUUCCUCACACAGUUUGAAUCCUCAAUGAGUUUGAAUGAGAAAAAAAACAAGGACAUGGGUCCAGAGUUCCUAAGAAUGUCAGAUGAGCCGGUAGUUGUCUUGGAGCUCCCCGGAUCAAUUGUGUCAAAGAAAGGGAAGUCCCCCGUCACGCAAAGAGAGCUGACGGUGGUAAUGCCCAAUGGUCAAAACAUAGUCGUCAAAUGUGACGUGAAAUCCAGAGGCGGGGACGUGUUUGACAUGAUUGUCGCUCACGCCAACCUGGUGGAACACUUUUACUUCGGCCUUGCUUACAUCGAUGAUAAUGAGUUCUUCUUUGUGGACAAUGGCUGCAAGAUUUCCAAAGUUGCUCCAGAUAGCUGGAAGAAAGUGCCUUCAAUCACCUUUGUCCUUUUCUUCAGAGUCAAAUUCUUCGUCAAUGACAUUUCUUUUAUUUUGCACAAACAAACACACCACCAGUACUACCUCCAACUCAGAAAAGACGUCCUGGAGGACAGAAUGUCCUGCCAUGAAGAAACUGCUCUUUACCUCGGCGCUUUGGCCUUGCAGACAGAGUACGGGGACUGCAUGCCUGAGGUGUAUGGUAGAAACUACUGUCGCCCCGAUCAAUACGUCCCCAAGAGUGUGAUGGAAAAACGUGCCUUGCCUUAUAUUAUUGGAGAGCUGCAACGGCUUCAUAGCAACAACGCCCAAAUGCUCACCGACGAAUCAGAACUGGAGUUCCUCAAAGUUUGUCUGCAGUUGCCUGAAUACGGAGUCUUGUUCCAUCGAGUGACACGGGAAAAAAAACCUGCAGGAGAAAUUAUACUUGGAGUUUGUGCAAAAGGGGUUAUCGUUUAUGAGGUGAAAAAUGGCUGCCGGUGUACCAGUCAGACUUUCUACUGGAGGGAGACCGCCACUAUUUCUUCCAACAGGCGGAGAUUCGUCAUAGAGUGUCGCGUCAGUAAGAAGAAGUACACGUUCAUCACAGAGACAUCCAAGAUAGCCAAAUACCUGUGUAACCUCUGUUCAUCGCAGCAUAAGUUCAACAAUGAAAUGAAUUCUCGUCAGCUCAGCCACAGCCUGACCUCAGACGAGAACAUCUCCCAUUACGCAGCAACGUGCCGAACACAAAGCAGUCGGCUCAAGUCCAUCAUAGGUUCUGAGACACCGCAAGAUGACAGCGGUCUGACCACUCCUCAAGAUGAGUCUCUGACGCGGCUGUGUGAGGAUGUCGCUGCAAGGAUCGAAGCCCGCUUUAAACAGAAGCGUCAGAGUCUUUAUGAACAAAGCACCUGUUCCAGCAGUCAGCGCAGCAGCACUGGCAUGCGUUCCCCGGCCUGUUCCCAGAGGAGUGGCUCUGAAGCCCCCUUUAGCUCUCCAGCAGCCGGAGAAACUCCAACUAAGCUGGUGUCAGCAUCAGAAAGAGAAGUUAUAUGCAUCUCUCUUAAAAAAGAUCCAAAGCUCGGCCUGGGUAUAGUGAUAGUGGGAGAGGACACAGCGGGCCGUUAUGACCUGGGCAUUUUUAUUGCAUCUGUCGUACCCGGGGGACCUGCUGAUAGGGACGGACGUAUACGACCAGGUGGUCGCCUGAUCUCUCUGAACCACAUCAGCUUGGAGGGCGCCACCUUCAGCGAGGCAGCCGAGGUCAUGCAGAGCAGCCCGGAGGAGGUGCAGCUCAUUAUCUCCCAGCCAAAAGCUCCCCAGACACCCAACACUCUGCGACCUUCUGCACUGAGGAACUACGAGUCGCAAACCACACUGAUGGCAUACGGACCAUCAGGAGAGGACAGCCUGGAUGAGAUCGUCUCAGUCAUGAUGGAGCCAAAGACCGGCAAUCGGCUCCACAUCCCCCAAGAAGUCCGUGUUCUUAACGCGCAGGAUGGCUGCUCCUUAUCUUCCUCGAUGAACUGCGAGAGGCUAGAGGAGAUCACCGUGAAGCUCAAGAAGCUAUCGGGAAGUCUGGGAAUCAGCAUCUCUGAUGGCGUCAACGCUAGCUAUCCCAAUGGAGGAAUGUACAUCAAGAGCCUGGUUCCAGGGGGGUCUGCUGAUAAAGAUGGACGCAUACAUGCGGGUGACAGACUUGUAGAAGUUGACGGAAUCAGUUUUCAGAGCGUUACCUACGAGCAGGCAGUGGAGUGCCUGAGCAACACCGGGGAGGUGGUGACUUUGGUUGUGGAGAGGCAGCCCAUGAAGGUGCCCAGGGUCUCUUUGAGUGCCUACACUGACAGCAGCAGUGUAUCUGCUCACAACAUUGACGUAGUCACCAAGCAGCACAGGACCAACAGCUUCUCGUCCAUUAGCACCCCAUCUUCACAUGCAUUCUGUGACCGACCCAGGGACUAUAAUGUCGUCGCUGAUGGCCACACACAGGAAGUGACCCUGACUAAAAGCGGCACCGGUCUGGGCUUUAGCUUCAUUAUGUGUGAGCUGGACCCGCCCAUUCCGGACUUUGGCAGUCUGAUCCGAAUAAAACAGCUUUUCCCCGGCCAACCGGCCCAGCUGAGUGGCAGGAUCAACGAGGGAGAUGUACUCUUAGCCAUCAACGGCCAGUCACUCAAGGAGUUGUCUUAUCCAAAAGUGCUAAAGCUGUUCAAGACGUCACCCCCAGUGGUUCGACUCACGCUCUGUCGGCCUUCACCAGGGACCCUUCCAUCCAUCCAUCAAUUUACAGGAACAUGAGCGAGUCAUAGUGUCACACAGCACCAACAAGACAAACCUCGGAGGCAGUGUUUUGCUUCCUGGCAAGACAGGACACGCUAACAGAGACAAAGAACCUUCUGCUCCAUGACUGCAGUGUACUAAAGAAGCAAAGCUGAAUAUGUGACUGCAGACGGACUGUGGAUGUUAGUGGUGGGUUUGUGGAGACAAAAACACAAAUUAAGGAUGCAUUUUUUUCUACUGCAACUUUUCAUUGUUAGAGCUACUUGAACAAAAAGAAUGGAGAAGUGGCCCCAAACCGGAAAAUGUGGACUUCCCUACUCUUGGAUUUUCACCAACCUUGGGUGGGUACAGAACCGAACACCAGUAAAAAGCAGAGAAGCCUCUUUAAGGGUUCUGGCCUAAGAGAUAGCAUUUGGAAACAUAAUUAAAACAUCUUCAUUCUAAUACAGUAAUUCCAAUACUUGCAGCUCAUCCUGUGGCCACAAGGUGGCAGCAUCGUGUUGCUAAAAUUGUGUUCCUACUGUAUAUAGUGUUAUAUUUUUGUCUUUUCCAUGGGAAACCAGAAUAUACACCAAACCAAAGACCACACUAUAUUGGACCGCGGCCGUGUUUUCAUCAUGAUAUUAAACAUAUGUUUAAUGUUUUGCCUGAGGAAGCAUCGUAUUUUCUCACUCAAAUAAAAGCCUCUAAAA
Messenger RNA from Doryrhamphus excisus (bluestripe pipefish), 4434 nucleotides. Lineage: Eukaryota; Metazoa; Chordata; Actinopteri; Syngnathiformes; Syngnathidae. The record is from RefSeq and is a predicted model, not a curated record.